GGUCAAUGCAGACCCGCCUCUGGUGGGGUGGAAUCCGGUAACGGCGGAGUCGGUCGACCGACUCGUGCGGCGCCCGAAGAAUCUAUCCCCUUCCGUCCCGCAAGUCGAGAGAAGGGCGUAGAGAGCUCGAAUAUAAUUGAGCCAGUGCUGUACUUUGUCACUUACUCACCUCCCCAUUCAUACUGCUCUCUAGCAAGGCUUUGAACAUCUCAGGCCACGUCUUCGGUAUUAAUCUAGCCUACACCAUACUGUACCUACGCGCUCAUACUAGACACACUAUUAUACGAUGGCGCAUGCUAAUUGUCAUGUUCGGCACGCGCGCCGGGAAGAUAUACCAUCCAUCUUGCAGAUGAUUCGCGAGUUGGCCGACUAUGAACAUGAGUUGGAUGCUGUCGAGGCCACCGAGGCCUCGCUAGAUGCCACAAUAGCAUUUGCGCCUGAUGGUGUUGAGUCUUCCACAGCCGCGCCCAACACGGAGCCUAUAACGCCCACGCGGCCCUCACGCUGCCUCAUACUCUUUAACGAGAAGGACGAGCCCUCGGGCAUGGCCUUGUACUUCUACAACUACAGCACUUGGCGCGCCAAGGCCGGUAUUUACCUUGAGGACUUGUUUGUACGCUCAACGGAAAGAAAGAAGGGGUAUGGCAAGAGGCUGCUCGUGGAGCUGGCCAAGGAAGUUGUUGCCAUGGGUGGUGGGCGGCUGGACUGGAGUGUGCUGAAGUGGAAUGAGCCGAGCAUCAAAUUCUACGAGUCUAUCGGUGCCACAGCCAUGAACGAGUGGGUUGGUAUGCGUGUUGACCGUGAAGGCCUGACCAAACUGGCUUCCCUGUUGGACUAGGCUGAUGUGAACGAAACAUUUUGUACACGAUACAGACAGUCAGGACAAGCCAUAGAUUACCCAGUAUAAACCUCGG
Molecule: messenger RNA, 914 nt
Organism: Xylaria bambusicola
Lineage: Eukaryota; Fungi; Ascomycota; Sordariomycetes; Xylariales; Xylariaceae
Product: acetyltransferase
Exons: 3
Coding region: 287-838 (183 amino acids)
Biological process (GO): protein acetylation
Molecular function (GO): N-acetyltransferase activity
Source: RefSeq, a predicted model, not a curated record